AUGACCCCUACUUGGAAGAGAUUAAUUAGAUUCGUCGCUCAAGACGGAAAGACCUAUAGAGGUGAACCUAUUGUCUCUGAUGCUGACUACGAUGUUGGCAAGCAAUUCUUGCAAGGUAAACAGAUCAUGGCCAAGGUUAUCACUGGUGAUAUCUUUGAUAAUGCUGUUGUGACUGAUGUUAUCAAGGAAGUAAAGACUUUGUUGGGUCCUCUUACUCCCGAUGAUGUUCCCAUGGUGAAGUGUGUAGGUUUGAACUUCAUGAAACACAUCCAGGAAGGUGGCAGAACCCCACCACCAUUCCCAUCCAUUUUCUACAAGACAAGUUUCAGUGUUGCAGACUUCGGAGAAGACAUUCCAAUUCCUAAGAUCGCUCAAUCCAAAUGUGAUUAUGAAGGUGAAUUGUGUAUUGUUAUUGGCAAGACCGGAAAAAAUAUCAAGGAAGAAGAAGCAUUGAGUUAUGUUGCUGGUUAUGUUACUGGCAACGAUGUGUCUUCCCGUAACUGGCAGAAGGACCCAGAAUUCGCCGGAAGUGUUCCUCAAUGGUGUUUCUCUAAGAGUUUCGACAAGUACGCUCCAUUGGGUCCAGCCUUGGUUUCACCACAAGUGAUUCAAAAUCCAGGAAACCUUAGCCUACAAACUACCGUUAACGGCGAAAUACGUCAAGAUGCCAACACUGACGAUCUUUUGUUUGGAGUUCCAAGAAUCAUUUCCUUCAUUUCGCAAAGCACUACAUUGGAAAUGGGAACUGUCAUCAUGACCGGAACUCCAAGUGGUGUUGCGUUAGGUAUGAAGCCAACCCCUGUGUAUCUUCAAAACGGAGACGUUGUUGAGGUAGCUAUUGAUCAAAUCGGCACACUUUCUAAUAAAAUGGUGUUCGAAUAA
This is a messenger RNA of Scheffersomyces stipitis CBS 6054, 882 nucleotides long. It is a transcript of the gene UMH1, whose product is annotated as fumarylacetoacetate hydrolase family protein. Lineage: Eukaryota; Fungi; Ascomycota; Pichiomycetes; Serinales; Debaryomycetaceae. The transcript has a single exon. The record is from RefSeq and is a predicted model, not a curated record. Gene Ontology annotation, molecular function: catalytic activity. Bases 1 to 882 code for a protein of 293 amino acids.